CUAUUCUCCACCUCUGUCGAUUUGCUUCUUCUUCCUCUCGUUUCAUCUCCCAUUCCGUCUCUCCGUCUCUCUCUCACUUUUCGGAAUCGGCGAGGGGUCAGGAGAGGAGAGGGAACGAACCCUCUUUUACCACCUGACGGCGACGAGGAUGGCUGCACCAACGCCGACGAUGAUGAUGACGACGGCGAAGAAAAAGGUCAAAUGUAGGUUUUUUUUUUGUUUGCAUGUUGGUUUCGGAGGUUCAAUUUCGAUUUUGGGUUCUUAUAGUUUUUUUUUUUUUGGUUCUAUUGGGGUUCUGCCAUCGAUCGAGGAAAGAAGGAUACAACGACGACUGGGAAGGACGCCGGCGACGUCGAAACGAGAAGGAGUCCGACGGUAAAUCCGACGGAUUGUGACUUUUAGUUUUUCUUUGUGUUUAAGAUGGGGUCUUGGUUUCUGAUUACUUUUUGUUUCUUGUUUUUUUUUUCGAGGUCGACGAGUAAUGGAAAAAUAGGGAGAAGAGGAGUCGCCGCCAACACAUCUGAGUGUCGCCGGCGGCGACGAUGAUGCCGACAAGAAAAUGGUCACUUGGUCUAGGACACAGCGUCAGAAAUAAACAGAGCAAAAGAAAGAAGAGUGCAAAAUCAAGCACUCAAAUUCUUUCCAGUGAAAGCAAUAAUGGCGGUCAAGACCAGCAAUCUCGCACUCAUCCUUCUGAUUGUGUCAGCUUUCCUUCUGGCAGCAUCAGCAGCCGCGGCAGCGGACGGAGAAGGGACUCCGAAGCUCGGGACGGUGAUCGGAAUCGACCUAGGAACAACCUACUCGUGUGUGGCCGUAUCGAGAAACGGCCACGUGGAGAUCAUCGCCAACGACCAAGGCAACCGGAUCACACCCUCGUGGGUCGGGUUCACGGACUCGGAGCGCCUCAUCGGCGAGGCCGCCAAGAAUCAGGCACCUCAGAAUCCAGAACGCACCAUCUUCGACGCCAAACGCCUCAUCGGAAGAAGGUUUGAUGAUCCGGAGGUUCAGAAGGAUUUGAAAUUACUCCCUUACAGAGUUGUGAACAAGAAGGGGAAGCCGUACGUUGAAGUGAGAAAAGACGGAGAGACCAAAACAUUUAGCCCCGAGGAAAUUAGCGCCACGGUGUUGACCAAGAUGAAGGAGACGGCUGAAUCUUUCCUGGGAGAGAAGGUUAAACACGCAGUCAUCACCGUUCCAGCUUACUUCAACGACGCGCAGAGACAAGCGACCAAGGAUGCAGGGACAAUAGCAGGGCUGAACGUGGUCCGAAUCAUCAACGAGCCGACCGCGGCGGCGAUCGCCUACGGGCUGGACCAGAAGGGGAAAGAGAAGAACAUCCUGGUCUUCGACCUCGGCGGCGGGACAUUCGACGUCAGCAUCCUGACCAUCGACAAUGGAGUCUUCGAGGUGCUGGCGACCAGCGGCGACACUCAUUUAGGAGGGGAAGAUUUCGACCACAGAGUAAUGGACUACUUCAUCAAGCUGAUCCAGAGGAAGCACGGGAAAGACAUUAGCAAGGACAACAAGGCCCUGGGGAAGCUGCGGAGGGAGUGCGAGCGAGCCAAGAGGGCGCUGAGCAGCCAGCACCAGGUCCGAGUCGAGAUCGAGUCGCUGUUCGACGGGGUCGAUUUCUCCGAGCCCCUCACCAGGGCCAAGUUCGAGGAGAUGAACAUGGACCUGUUCAAGAAGACAUUGAGGCCCGUGAAGAAGGCGAUGGAGGAUGCGAGGCUGAACAAGUCGGAGAUCCAAGAGAUCGUGCUCGUCGGAGGGAGCACUCGGAUUCCCAAGGUUAGGGAGCUGCUCAAGGAGAUGUUUGAUGGCAAGGAGCCGAACCAAGGUGUGAAUCCUGAUGAAGCUGUAGCUUAUGGCGCGGCGGUCCAAGGUGGCAACCUCGGCGGAGAUCAAGCCAACACUCGAGACAUACUUCUAAUUGAUCUAACUCCCCUGAGUCUGGGUAUUGAAACUGUUGGUGGAGUUAUGACUAAAUUGAUCCCAAGGAACACUGCCAUUCCCGCUAAGAAGUCACAAGUGUUCAGCACAUACCAAGACCAACAAACAACCGUAUCGAUCAAGGUGUACCAAGGAGAAAGAGCCCUGACCAAGGACUGCAAGGAGCUAGGCCAAUUCGACCUCUCUGGCAUCCCACCCGCACCAAGAGGCGUGCCCCAGAUCCAAGUGACGUUCGAAGUGGAUGUGAAUGGGAUCCUGAGCGUGACAGCUGAAGACAAGGCGGCGAAGAAGUCGCAAUCACUGACGAUCACGAACCACAAGGGGACAUUGAGCCAGGAGGAGAUAGAGAUGAAGGUGAAGGAGGCUGAAGAGAUGGAGGAAGAGGACAGGAGGUUAAAGGAGAGGAUCGACUCGAGGAACAAGCUGGAGAGCUAUGUGUACAACAUGAAGAGCACGGUUGGUGACGGAAAUGGCGUGGGAGGUAAGAUUGGGGAGGAAGAGAAGGGGAAGGUGGAGAGGGUUUUGAAGGAAGCAUUGGAGUGGUUGGAUGAGAAUGAAGGGGUGGCUGGGAAGGAUGAUUAUGAUGACAAGUUGAAGGAAGUUGAGGAUGUGUGUAAUCCGGUGAUCAAGGGAGUUUAUGAACAGCAGCAGCAGCAGAGUGGAAGGAGUGAUGGUGAAGAAGAUGAUGAAGAGGGUUCUUAUGACGAGCUAUAGGCUGACAUGGUUAAUAAUGGAUUAUAAAGAUUGUUCUAUGUAGUUUACUUCUUUGGGUUAUAGGUUUUGAGUUUGAAUGUUGAUUACUUUAUUUGACUGGGAUUAA
Linum tenue is the source of this 2770-nucleotide messenger RNA. NCBI's taxonomy places the organism in Eukaryota, Viridiplantae, Streptophyta, Magnoliopsida, Malpighiales, Linaceae. The record is from the annotation of a GenBank genome assembly.